AUGGCCCAGUGUGAUUAUCUGGUCUACCAAAACAACGAUGUGAAGUUUUAUAUACCAAUUGUAUUCAAGGAAUCGCCAACUUUUGACAAAGUUGUUCCAUGUUGCGUAGCCGAUGUUGUACGCGGCUAUAAAAAAUGGGAGCAAACCAUCAAGCGAUACUACCCUGCUGAGAGCGAAUUUUGGAUGCUAGGAAACUAUCCCAUGAAUAAAAUCAUGAUAUGCGGACGUGCAGUUUCUUGGAAAUGGAAGUUUAUAAGCGGACUUGAUCAUGCUAUGUUCAAAAUAGACGACUGUUCGCGAGAGUCUCCAGAAAAUUCUACUUUGUUGGGAUGCAAAUGUUCGAAAAGUUUAAUAUUACAAUCAGGGCUACCUUUGUCAGAUCUGAGUGGAUGGGGGUUUAUACUGUAUGGAGUCGUGAAUCGCUUUUUAGAAUUGGAAGUUCAGAAGAUUGAGAUCAUGAGCAAUAUGGUUCAAGAAGUGGAUUUUUGGCGAUCGACAGUUGAAUGGAGAGAAAAGUUGAGUGAUCCGUGGGUGGUUGAUGCCGACACUAUGAGAUCUUCGUUUUCACAAGACGAUUUACUGAACCGGCAAAUAAGUUACAAUUUCGUACAACACUUGGAACUUCAAGCCUACCAGAGAGAGUUACAGAUCAGUGAAGGCCAAAACAUUCCGUUGGCGAGCCCAAAAGAAAUUUCACUUGUGCCUUCUGAACAACGAUUUUUAGAGGUGGACUGCUGCGAAUCGCCAAGUCACACAAAACAAGAGCUCUUGGUGGAGGACAAUAAAGAAGACGAUAACAAGAUGUACGAAAGGUCCUUGAUUGCAAGUGGAUCAAGCAAUGCUUUGCGAGCCUCAGAUCCAGACCAUGGUACUCGUAGCCACGUCCAAGCUACAAACGAGUCGAACUACAUUCAGGGUAGCGUAAAGGCUGGCCUUUUUGACGUCCAAAAUUUCCUCGCGCAAGGAAGGUCCAAUUUCGACCUCCCACCACAAACCGCACACACCAACAAUGGAGACAAACGACCAGUAAUACUACAUUCAGAGCUGCGGCAUAAUGGCAAUGGACGAUUCCCUUCGUACACGCCAAACGUGUACCUAAAAUCACUGGUGGAAUACAUAUUACAACAACCAGCAAUAGAAGUAUCAACUUUAAGCGCUUUUUGUGAACCUCAUUUGACGAUGAUUCUGCGAUCACUAGUUUCACAGCGGGAAUGCCCAAUCGAGGAACUAACCAGCACCAUUUUCAGACAGGCUUUAGAAACGCUGGCCGACUGGGGCCUUAUUAGGUUUUUUGCGCAAGGACGCAUUUUGAACCUGGCCACAAUCAAGAAACUGGCUACAUCUGUCUCUCAGCGCCUGUCAGCACUGGUGACGCUACGUCUAAAUACGGGAAAGUUCGAGUUCACUAAACUGUGUUAUAGUGUCCACGUUGAAUACCAGAGUCCAAUGAACGCUAUAUUUAUGGCCAUUCUCAAGAGGGAAUUAAGGAAGAUGGUCCAGCGUCCCAACCAAACUCUGCUCACGUCGUGGUGGAUUGAGGUUAUCACCGUAAACUCGGUGGUUGUGCAUUUUGAAUAUGCAAGAGAGCCAAUAAUCCUCCGAUGA
Molecule: messenger RNA, 1605 nt
Organism: Lachancea dasiensis
Lineage: Eukaryota; Fungi; Ascomycota; Saccharomycetes; Saccharomycetales; Saccharomycetaceae
Source: the annotation of a GenBank genome assembly